Purpureocillium lilacinum is the source of this 918-nucleotide messenger RNA. Its product is annotated as bifunctional purine biosynthetic protein ade1. The record is from RefSeq and is a predicted model, not a curated record. Gene Ontology annotation, molecular function: protein binding; phosphoribosylaminoimidazolesuccinocarboxamide synthase activity. Lineage: Eukaryota; Fungi; Ascomycota; Sordariomycetes; Hypocreales; Ophiocordycipitaceae. Gene Ontology annotation, biological process: 'de novo' IMP biosynthetic process. Gene Ontology annotation, cellular component: cytoplasm.
AUGGCUGUCACACAACUGAGCCUCCCGUCGCUGGACAGGAUCGCCUCCGGCAAGGUGCGCGACCUGUUCGCGCUGCCGGACCCGGACCGGCUCCUCUUCGUCGCCUCGGACCGGCUGUCGGCGUUUGACGUGGUCAUGAAGAACGGCAUCCCCAACAAGGGCGCCAUCCUGACGCUCACGUCGGCGCACUGGUUCCGCGUCCUGGCCGAGCGCAUCCCCGGCCUGCGCACCCACUUCAUCAGCCUCGACGUGCCCGCCGGCGUCGUCACCGCCGGCGAGGCCGCCGCCCUGCGCAACCGCAGCAUGCAGGUCCGCAAGCUGCAGGUCAUCAAGAUCGAGGCCAUUGUGCGCGGCUACCUCACCGGCAGCGCCUGGAAGGAGUACCAGGCCAAGGGCACCGUCCACGGGCUGGCCAUGCCCGCCGGCAUGCAGCUGUCGCAAAAGUUCCCCCAGGCCAUCUACACGCCCAGCACCAAGGCCGACCUGGGCGCCCACGACGAGAACAUCCACCCGGAUGACGCCUGGAAGGAGAUUGGCGACAAGGAGACGGCGCGCCAGGUCCAGGAGCUGUCGCUCAAGAUCUACAACGCUGCCGCCGCCUACGCCGAGGAGCGCGGCAUCAUCAUCGCCGACACCAAGUUCGAGUUCGCCAAGGACGCCGACGGCAACGUCUACCUGGUCGACGAGGUGCUGACGCCCGAUUCGUCGCGCUUCUGGCCCAAGGACUCGUACGAGCUGGGCAAGGAGGCCGACAGCUUCGACAAGCAGUUCAUCCGCAACUGGCUCAUCCGUGAGGGGCUCAAGGGCAAGGAGGGCGUCGAGGUGCCGCAGGACAUUUGCGCGGCUACCGAGGAGAAGUACAAGGACGUCUUUUUCAGGCUGACGGGCAAGAAGUUUGAAGAUGCCAUUGCAAACUAG